This is a messenger RNA of Mangifera indica (mango), 2577 nucleotides long. Its product is annotated as probable receptor-like protein kinase At2g42960. The transcript has 8 exons. Gene Ontology annotation, molecular function: protein kinase activity; ATP binding. Gene Ontology annotation, biological process: protein phosphorylation. Bases 615 to 2153 code for a protein of 512 amino acids. The record is from RefSeq and is a predicted model, not a curated record. Lineage: Eukaryota; Viridiplantae; Streptophyta; Magnoliopsida; Sapindales; Anacardiaceae.
UUUUCACUGUUCACCUCAUUUUUUGCUUUUCCUUUAGUGUUUCUUUCCUUUCUCUCUUUAGUUUCCUGACCUGACCUCCAUUGUAAACUAAGCUUCCUUUCCAGCUUUCUAUUGGGAGUUCCCUCUCACUUUCACAAAGACCCACCAACCAUUUCACCCACCUCUUCUUUUUUGGGUCCUUUUAAAUAAUCAUCUCUCUUUCUCUUUACAUUUCCCUUCAAAGAUUGGGUUUUUGUCUGGCCUUGACCUUGCUUCACAUUUCUUUUUAUCAUUCUCUCAGUUCCUUUCUGGCCCACCUUGGGGCACAAAUCUCUACUUGUAAACUACUCCUCUCCAAUUGUUACUCCACUUUUUUUUUUGGUUACUAUGGCAUCUGGGUUUUUGGUGGGAUUGUGUUAUUUGAGGUCUACGUUGGCCUAUCUAUGCUCAUUGACUCUCUUUUGAUUCUAAACAAAGAAGCCCUUUCUUUGCUUCUGUGGUUGCUCAAGGAAGAAGAUCAAGGGGGCUAGUUUAGUGUAGAUCAUUACCACAAAGGACGAAACUUGUUAAUUUUACGGUAUCAGAAGCAAGAAGAUCACAUAAAAGUUUCUCUCUCAAUAUCUGGAAAAUCAGAGAUGUCGUCUGAGGGUUCUUUAUAUACUGAAUUAUCAAAGAGUUCUUUAAAUAGUGAAUUAUCAAAGAAGACACAAUUUUUGGGUCUAAAACUAUGGGUUUUGAUUGGUAUAUCUGUUGGUGCAUUUAUAGUUUUGAUUCUUUGUAUCUUGUCUGUAUGGGUUUCAUUUAGGAGGAAAUCUAGACAAUCACUAGAUAAGUUCGCCCUCACUCAAAUACCCAAUGUAUCAAAGGAAAUCAAGGUUGACAGAGUUGGGGGUCAGAGUUUUAAGGACCACCCUGAAAGUUUAUUUCUUAUCCAAGAUAAAUCAAGUGAUAGGAAUUCAGAGAAAAUGCAUAAAUCAACUGAUCCUGAUAACAUGAGUCAAUGCAGUUCUAUUUAUCGUCAUGAGGGGGUAUAUAGUUCACAGUCAGGGGAAGAAGGAAGCUUUGGGACUGUCCAAAAGCAUUCUUCAUUGUGUUAUGGAGGACUAGUGACAGCUUCUCCAUUAGUUGGCUUGCCAGAAGGUUCACAUCUUGGAUGGGGCCACUGGUUUACUCUUAGAGAUCUUCAAUUGGCAACAAAUCGUUUUGCAGCCGAGAAUGUGCUUGGUGAGGGUGGAUAUGGUGUUGUAUACCAGGCUAGACUGAUCAACGGAACUGAGGUAGCAGUGAAGAAGCUUCUUAAUAAUUUGGGACAGGCAGAGAAAGAAUUUAGAGUUGAGGUGGAAACUAUUGGUCAUGUUCGACAUAAGAAUCUAGUGCGACUUCUAGGCUAUUGCAUAGAAGGAGUACACAGGAUGCUGGUGUAUGAAUAUGUGAACAAUGGCAAUUUAGAACAAUGGUUACAUGGGGCUAUGCGCCAGCAUGGUGCCCUCACUUGGGAGGCCCGUAUGAAGGUUAUUCUUGGUACUGCCAAGGCGCUUGCGUACUUGCAUGAAGCUAUAGAGCCUAAAGUAGUUCACCGGGACAUUAAGUCAAGUAACAUCUUGAUAGAUAGUGAGUUUAACGCUAAGGUCUCUGAUUUUGGCUUGGCAAAGCUGUUGGAUUCUGGAGAGAGUCACAUAACAACCAGAGUUAUGGGAACAUUUGGUUAUGUGGCACCUGAAUAUGCUAAUACCGGAUUGUUAAACGAAAAGAGUGACAUUUACAGCUUUGGGGUCCUACUACUCGAAGCAGUUACUGGAAGGGACCCUGUGGACUAUGGCCGACCUGCUAAUGAGGUUAAUCUUGUUGAGUGGCUGAAGAUGAUGGUGGGGACAAGAAGAGCUGAGGAAGUAGUGGAUCCAAGCCUAGAAGUCAAACCCACAGCACGGCCACUAAAACGUGUGCUUCUAGUUGCACUUAGGUGUGUUGACCCUGAUGCAGACAAGAGACCCAAAAUGAGUCAAGUUGUCCGAAUGCUUGAAGCUGACGAAUAUCCAUUUCGUGAGGAUCGGAGGAACAGAAAGAGCCGCACAGCAAGUAUGGAAAUUGAAUCCAUGAAGGAACCAACUGAUAUUGAAAGCAAAAUAGGAGAUUCUGAGAUCCAUAUGUCUGAAUCAACUCAUGGACAGAACUGACAAACAAAUGACUUGGGUAUUUAUUGCCUUAAAUUAAAUUAAAUCUUUUGGUAUCUAUCCAUACAUAAUCAAAUAUCGGAAUUUUGUUUCUUGGAAACUCUUCCUAUAGUAAAACGAAUUGGAUUGAGGAUAGCCCCAUUGGAUUGUGAAGAAGUCUUCUCAUGCAUUAGCCAAGGAAGGAUGGAGAGAGAGAUGGUGAAGCCUGAAUGUAUGAGAAAGUGAAAGUGUUUGUACAGCUGUGUCUUAAGACGUCUGGGCUGCCUUCCAUACAUAAUUACAGUUUUCUAUAUCUUUUUUGGGUUUCACUUUUUGUAUCUUUUUAGCCAAUUAUAAUUUAUUCAUCUUCAUUAGCCAUAAAAAGCAGAAAUGCACUUACCAUACUACAGUUAAUGAUGGAUAUUGUUCUUUUGUUCUUUUCUCUCUA